UGCUGUAGUAAGGAGGAGAAACUCACACAGUCGUUGUUACUGAGAGCUGAAAUGGCACAGAGAGGAGUUCAACUAGACCAAGGCAGCUUGUCUUGUCCCAUCUGUCUGGAUUUCCUGAAGGAUCCUGUGACUAUUCCCUGUGGACACAGUUACUGUAUGGACUGCAUUAAAGACUUUUGGGAUGGAGAAAAUCAGAGGAAAAUCCACAGUCGCCCUCAGUGCAGGAAAGAGUUCAUACCAAGGCCUGGUCUGGAGAAAAAUGUCAUGUUAGCUGCUUUAGUGGAGGAUCUGAAGAAGACUGGACUCCAAGCUGCUCCUGCUGAUCACUGCUAUGCUGGACCUGAAGAUGUGGCCUGUGAUGUCUGCACUGGGAGGAAGAGGAAAGCUGUCAAGUCCUGUUUAUCAUGUCCAGCUUCCUACUGUAGGAAUCACCUCCAACCUCACUAUGAUGCUCCACCAUUAAAAAGACACAAACUGGUGGAUCCUUCAAAGACUCUCCAGGAGAACAUCUGCUCUCGUCAUGAUGAGGUGAUGAAGAUCUUCUGUCGUACUGAUCAGCAGUGUAUCUGUUUUCUUUGCACUAUGGAUGAACAUAAAGGCCAUGAAACAGUCCCAGCUGCAGCAGAAAUGGCUGAGAAGCAGAAGGAGCUCCAGGAGAGUCGACAACAAAUCCAUCAGAGAAUCCAGGACCAAGAGAAAGAUGUGAAGCUGCUUCAACAGGAGGUGGAGGCCAUCAAUGUCUCUGCUGAUAAAGCAGUGGAGGACAGUGAGAAGAUCUUCACUGAGCUGAUCCGUCUCCUCCAGGAAAGAAGCUCUGAGGUGAAGCAGCAGAUCAGAUCCCAGCAGGAAACUGAAGUGAGUCGAGUCAAAGAUGUUCAGGAGAAGCUGGAGCAGGAGAUCACUGAGCUGAAGAGGAAAGACGCUGAGCUGGAGCAGCUCUCACACACAGAGGAUCACACCCAGUUUCUCCUCAACUACCCCUCACUGCCAGCACUCAGGGAGUCGACACACUCAUCCAGCAUCAACAUCCGUCCUCUGAGACACUUUGAGGACGUGACAGCAGCUGUGUCAGAGCUCAGAGACAAACUACAGGACGUCCUGAGAGAC
Messenger RNA from Poecilia latipinna (sailfin molly), 1107 nucleotides. Its product is annotated as E3 ubiquitin/ISG15 ligase TRIM25-like. The transcript has a single exon. The annotation marks the transcript as partial. Gene Ontology annotation, molecular function: zinc ion binding. NCBI's taxonomy places the organism in Eukaryota, Metazoa, Chordata, Actinopteri, Cyprinodontiformes, Poeciliidae. The record is from RefSeq and is a predicted model, not a curated record.